ACUUUGGCUUGGCGUCACCUGCACCGCGACUUCUGCUUUUGCGCCCCCUCACCUCCACCUACACGUCCAUCUUCUCCGCCCAGCAGUGUCGUUUCGAUGGCUGCCAUGGAGUCAGAGACGUCCCCUUCUUCGCAGAAACCCGAGAGCGAUCCGCGCAACUUCAUCUACGCUUGUUCCAUUUGCUGCGCUACGUUUGCCGAUACCUAUGAUGGUCACAACGAAACAGUCCAGGGUCUUUCGGAUGGCAUCAAUCCCAAAGAUCGCGUUGUCACGAAGUUGUACCUUAGCAAUUGCUGCCAUGUCUUCUGCGGCGAGCAUAUUGAAGGCGGUGGCCCCCCUUUUCACCCUGCAGGACAAAAGCCUCGCGCAUCAUGUCCAUGGUGUGUCCAAGAGAACGGCGACGCUACCUUGCGCGAUCUGUAUUCGGUACGCGGUUUUGGCAAGGACGAGUACGACCCUCAGAUACCAUCGAUCUGGUUUACCGCGCCGCCUAUGAAACUCGACGGUUCUACGAAAGAGAUCGAGGCUCUGCGCUUCCAAUACCUGUCACUUGCACGCUACUGCACGGUAUCGUAUCGAACACGGAAGCCGCUCACCGAUGCGUUGAAGAGUACAAAGCAGCAGCUAGUUACGAUGCAGAGCCGCGCUGCAGAAGAGUAUUCGAGAGUUGUAUCAUUGCAGCGUGAGAAUGAGCUGCUGCAAGCUGCUGCACAGCAGGCUAGCGAGGUGGAUGCGCUUAGAGCAGAAGUGCAGCGACUGCAUCGUCUCGAGCAGGAUAUGGAGCAGUUCAAUACUGAUCUAGAAGCAUUUCGCCGUCUGAAGACUGAUGUGCGUGACCUGGGGAUUUUUCGCAAAAACAAGGCUGCCAUACUCCAGUACAUGAAGCUGCUGCCCAAGGUUGUUGAGCAAAACACCAAGAUGAAAGAGCGUCUCUCUUCGCUUGGUUUCGCGAUGGCUGUUGAGCCGAUUCCCAAUCACACACAGCUGACAUCAGACGACCUGAACGAUAUCGGCAGCAUUGCUGAAGCCUAUGCUGAAGACGAUAGGCAGUUCCAGAAGUCAUCUUCGACCCAUACCGCCGGGCGCUCGGCGCACACCUCGGGCCACCCUUUUACAUCCAGCGACCGCCCGCUGAAGCGUCAGAGAGUCGACUCUCCUCUUCCACGGGACAUGCACAUCGACCUGUCAAGGAGUCGCGACAUGAUGCCACCGCCAUCUAAGCCUAUGUCGAGGAUGCGCUCAGUUAAGAGCUUCUUCCCUACGAUACGCAAGAAGUUAUCAAGUAGCCGUUCAUCGCCAAAGGAGCAACAGAAGAACAACGGCGACGUACAGAUGUACGACAGUACACAAUGGCGAGAUGAGGCGGGUCCUUACAACCAGGAUAAUCUAUCCUCAACACAAGAUGACUUGCGCAGUGAGCCGCCUUACAUGCCAGGGGCCUUGCCACACGAGCAAAUACCACAGGGCUCGCGCCUAAUUGCAAACUUAGGACAGCAGACUGACGCAUCUGAGUUCUCUUUUCGUGCAUCGUCACCUGUCAAGAUAAACAGCGGGAGAAGCGAGCAGCAUCCUGUGCAAAUGCCCACAGAACCGUCAUAUCUCCAUCUAAUGGAUGGCUUGUCGCGCGACAACGGCGUCGAGCUAGGCCUCAAAGACCCGCGUGAGAACCGUUCAAGUCGUUCUGCGCUGAACGACACCAUGCGCCCACCAAUCAGAACCCCCCAGAACCAGCGUCAAGCUCACGAGAUGAAUGGCCAGCAACAUUGGCGAUUGGGCCAUGCAUUCCUUCAUCAGUCGCCGAAUGCACCACCGCGGCCAAAUGACCAACAACGCACAUCACCGCAGGCUAGAUCCAAGGGCUUCUUCAGCAGAACACACUACGACCCGUCCACAAAUGUUGCGACUCCAGCUCUACCUCAGCCUCAGCAACCUGUUCGUCGCGUUCAGAACGUCUUCACAUCAUUCCGCCGUCUCUCGGUUACAGAAGUGCCCGACUUCUCAGGCAACAUUCGGAUGGCGUGAGCCACCCAGUCUCAACAGCCUGUCGUUCUUUGACGCACCUCUCGGCGCACGGAAUGAACCUAUCACGCACAAGACUUACCGACAAUCAUCGCAACACAUGUCCUCACAAAACCGUGGAGACGACCAAGUUUCAGACCCAGAUGCCCAACGCAUUUGUUUUGUCCAUGAUAGUGGUUACAACUCUACCAUCAAACCCACGUCCCUUCGGCAGCAACGAGUGCUGGCACAGUCGCAAACACCGCUUUCCCUUCCUUCCAAUCAAGCCCCUCCUUCUCGGAUCGGGCAGC
Messenger RNA from Didymella exigua CBS 183.55, 2309 nucleotides. RefSeq lists its product as uncharacterized. The transcript has 5 exons. The coding region runs from base 97 to 2022 and encodes 641 amino acids. The record is from RefSeq and is a predicted model, not a curated record. Lineage: Eukaryota; Fungi; Ascomycota; Dothideomycetes; Pleosporales; Didymellaceae.